AUGGGACAAGAAGAAAGCCACACCGAGGAGAUGGACCUGGCUCAGAUUCAGGACCUGUGCAUCGUUUUCAUGAAGGAGUGUCCGAGCGGCGCCCUGCACUUACACGAGUUAAAGAGGAUCUUCGGAGUUCCGAGCAGCUCUGCAGAGGAGUCCCUCUACAUCGAGACAAUAUUCCGCUCCUUUGACACGAAUAAUGAUAACGCACUCGAUUUCCUCGAGUAUGUGGCAGCACUUCACUUGAUCUUUCGGGGGAAUCUUGAAGACCGACUGAAGUGGUCCUUCAAGAUGUAUGACAAGGAUGGAAACGGCAAGUUGGACAGGACGGAGGUGAAACGGAUCAUCAGGAUUAUUUACAAGAUCAAGCUCCGGACGAGCGACGUCAGCAUGACUCCGUCUGAAAUCUGCGACCGGAUCUUUGAGCUGGUCGACCAGAAUAACGACGGUCAGAUAACCUUGUCUGAGUUCAUGGAGGGAGCUCAAAAGGACGAAUGGGUCAUGAACCUGCUCAAGCUGGAUGUCAACGCCACGAGCUGGGUCAUCCAGAACUGUGGGAAAUUACCGUGA
This is a messenger RNA of Toxotes jaculatrix (banded archerfish), 564 nucleotides long. Its product is annotated as guanylyl cyclase-activating protein 2-like. The transcript has 4 exons. Gene Ontology annotation, biological process: visual perception. Gene Ontology annotation, molecular function: calcium sensitive guanylate cyclase activator activity; calcium ion binding. Gene Ontology annotation, cellular component: cone photoreceptor outer segment; photoreceptor inner segment. Lineage: Eukaryota; Metazoa; Chordata; Actinopteri; Toxotidae. Bases 1 to 564 code for a protein of 187 amino acids. The record is from RefSeq and is a predicted model, not a curated record.